Molecule: messenger RNA, 3458 nt
Organism: Mangifera indica (mango)
Lineage: Eukaryota; Viridiplantae; Streptophyta; Magnoliopsida; Sapindales; Anacardiaceae
Product: protein unc-13 homolog
Exons: 5
Coding region: 236-3250 (1004 amino acids)
Source: RefSeq, a predicted model, not a curated record
GCUAUUCAUGGCGGGCGUGAUUACCAUCCAAUCUUCCUCGAAUUAUACGCUUCUUUUGUUUUUUUAACAAAUAAACGUUGUCAUGUUCAAAUCAAAACCACCACAAAUCAAUUUCCCUUCUGUGUCUUUGUCUCCAUCUUUAAUAAUCAUCUCAUCAGCCAUGCAAACCUUCUUCUCUUCUUCACUCUCUCUCCCGCCAGAACACAUCUCAAACUUCACUUUUUCCUUCUUUUAAAUGACCUGCCGGGACUCUCUCUCCGGCCCCGCCACCGCUGAAUCCGACCUUUUCUCCCCCUUCGGUAAACUCGACAACAUUCACCCUGAUGACAUCCGUCAAACCGCCUACGAGCUUUUCUUCACUUCCUGCAGAUCCUCUCCAGGUUUUGGGGGACGGAAUGCUCUCAGUUUUUAUUCUUCAAGUGAUUUUAGUAAUGGGGAAGGUGGAUGGAGUUCAGGCUCGCCAACAACUCGGGGCCGUGUAAAUGGGCUGGUUCAGACGACGCCGACCAGUAGGAUUAAGCGGGCCUUGGGGUUGAAGAUGCUGAGGAAGUCACCGUCGAGAACGAUGUCUCCCGUUCGUGGGGGAACCUCGGCGCCAACGUCACCGCGUGGAUACGAGAAGACAAGCCCCGCAAAUGGGUUCAACACGCUCCCCUCUCUGCCGAGACUGAGACGGCCGAUGACGUCGGCGGAGAUCAUGAGGCAACAGAUGAAGGUAACGGAGCAGAGUGACACUAGGCUCAGGAAGACUCUUGUUAGAACCCUGGUUGGUCAAUUGGGAAGACGGGCAGAGACGAUAGUACUGCCAUUGGAGCUCAUUCGUCAUCUGAAACCAUCAGAAUUCAACGACUAUAAUGAGUACCAUUUUUGGCAAAGGCGGCAGCUCAAAAUGCUUGAAACUGGACUCCUCCUCUACCCCUCAGUCCCGCUUGACGAUUCAAACUCACUCGCCACCUGCCUCCGUGAAAUCCUCCGUGCCAGUGAAACCAAGCCUAUAGACACCGGCAAAAACUCCCACACAAUGAGAACGCUAAGCAACACUGUGGUCUCCUUGGCAUGGAGAAGCCCUAACGGAACUCCCACCGAUAUGUGUCACUGGGCUGAUGGCUACCCGCUCAAUGUCCACCUCUACGUUUCUCUUCUUCAAGCCGUAUUCGACUUAAAAGACGAGACUCUGGUUCUGGACGAGGUCGACGAGCUUCUGGAGCUUAUGAAGAAGACAUGGUCGACAUUGGGACUCAACAGGCCCAUUCAUAAUCUGUGUUUCACAUGGGUUUUGUUUAAGCAAUACGUUGUCACUUCCUUAUCGGAGCCUGAUCUUCUUUGCGCGGCGCAUACGAUGAUGGCGGAGUUGGCCAAUGAUGCCAAGAAGUCUGAUCGAGAGGCGCAUUAUGUGAAGAUGUUGUCUUCAAUGUUGGGUUCAAUGCAAGGGUGGGCCGAUAAGAGAUUGAUGAACUAUCAUGAACAUUUCCAUAGAGGGACAGUCAGCCAAAUUGAGAACCUUUUGCCUUUGGCUCUGUUGGCUUCAAGCAUUUUGGGAGAAGAUGUUACACUCACUGAUGGAGUAAACUUUGUCAUGGAUUCAACCUCGAGUCGGGUCGAUGGCUAUAUUCGAUCCUCGGUGAAAAACGCUUUUACAAAGAUUAUUGAGAAUGAGAAUAUGACUAAAGAUGAAGAUGGGAAAGAGAUGGGGGCAGCAGAAGUGCUGCUUCAGUUGGCAAAAGAGACAGAAGAUUUGGCAUUGAGAGAAAGGGAAAGUUUUAGUCCUGUGUUAAAGAAAUGGCUCAGCAAUGCAGCUGGGGUUGCAGCUGUGACACUUCACCAGUGCUAUGGAGCCGUUUUGAAACAGUAUUUAGCUGGAAUGGGGACACUAAAACAAGAGACAGUUACAGUGUUGCAGAGAGCUGGAAAGCUUGAAAAGGUUUUGGUUCAAAUGGUGGUGGAAGAUAGUGUUGACUGUGAAGAUGGAGGCAUAGGCAUUGUCAGAGAAAUGGUCCCGUAUGAAAUUGAUUCAAUCAUUUUGAGGCUUCUGAAACUGUGGAUUGAUGAGAGGCUUGCUAAAGGGAAAGAAGUUUGUCUCAGAGCAAAAGAUUCAGAAACAUGGAAUCCCAAGUCUAAAUCAGAGCCAUAUGCACAAUCAGCUGUGGAGCUAAUGAAAUUGGCACAGGAAAUUGUUGAUGAUUUCUUUGAAAAACCAAUAGGAAUUACAGAUGAUUUGGUUCAUGAUCUUGCAGAUGGUUUACAGCAUCUCUUUAGAGAAUACACUACCUUUGUUGCAUCAUGUGGAGCAAGGCAGAGAUAUCUGCCCACACUUCCUCCUCUCACAAGAUGCCACAGAGAUUCAAAGUUCAUUAAACUUUGGAAAAUGGCCGGCCCUUGUGCGGUUACUCUUGAUGAUGGAAAUCAAGUUCAAGCAACAAACGAAGGUCUCCAUCCACGCCCAUCAACAAGUCGAGGAACACAACGAGUUUACAUUCGUCUCAACACAUUGCAUUAUCUUCUUACCCAUAUCCAGUCCCUCGAAAAAACACUAACCCUUUCUCCUAAAAUUGUUCCUUCAUCACAUAGUCGUUGUGCAGACCAGAGCUGCUCUUCAUACUUUGAACAUGCAACAAAUGCUAUUCAAUCAGCCUGCCAACAUGUAGCAGAAGUUGCAGCGUAUCGCCUCAUCUUCCUUGAUUCAAACUCUGUGUUAUACGAAAGCCUCUAUCUUUAUGACGUUGCCAAUGCAAGAAUUAAGCCUGCAUUGCGCACUAUGAAGCAGAAUCUCACUCUUUUGAGUGCUAUUCUCAAUGACCGAGUGCAGGCAUUGGCUAUAAAAGAAGUUAUGAAGGCAGCAUUUGAAGCAUUCCUUAUGGUUUUGCUUGCUGGGGGAUCCUCGCGGGUGUUUUACCUGGCUGAUCAUGAGAUGAUUGCAGAGGAUUUUGACAGCUUGAAGAAAGUAUUUUGCACAUGUGGAGAAGGAUUAAUAUCCCAAGAUCUGGCAGACCGGGAGGCAGAAACAGUUGAAGGGGUAAUAGCAUUGAUGGGUCAGCAAUCUGAACAACUUAUAGAAGAUUUCAUCAUUCUUUCCAGUGAGACAAGUGGUGCAGGAGUUGGGGUUACAGGGGCUAAGCUACCAAUGCCACCAACAACAGGCCGGUGGAAUCGAUCAGAUCCAAACACAAUACUAAGAAUAUUGUGCCAUAGAAAUGAUCGACCUGCAAAUCAGUUUUUGAAGAAGUCGUUCCAGAUGGCGAAAAGGAGAUGAAGAUGAUCCCUUUCUUAUAUAUUUCAAAUAGAGGGAUCAUACUUGUACAUUAUACUACCGACUUUUAAUCAUGUUACAGAAAACGGAACUAGAUGAAUAUAUUAUAGGCAGCACAUUUUGUCAAAAUUUUUUUGACUCAAAUUCUAUAUGUACAUGUUAAUGGAGGUCGAGAGACCUAAGGUAGAAUUUUCGGGCUUCAUUCUUUACA